AUGAAAAUGAGUGAACGAUUAGACGGCUGCUUCGAAUUGGUGGCCUCGCCGAGCGGCAAGGUCGUGGCUGCUUCGGUGAGUCGGCCAGAUGGCAGGUAUUCAGUGGACGCCAUGGACGCAAAUUGUACUGCGGAGUCGAUUACUGCCGGACCCGCAUCGGCAAUAAGCAUUCCGCAUGGGGCCUUUGUAACACACGUUGCUUUUGUAGACGAGACAUGCGCAGUCAGCGUCGCCCUCGACGGCCGUUUAAGACUCUUGGAUCUGGCGAAAGGGUAAUAAUUGUUCGUGUGUGUUUAGCACUUCGAAAGAUUCAGUAGGCCAUUCGUGAUUCGUGCUAGGAAGAGGAGUUUUCCACUUUGUUUGAUGAGGAAUGUACAUUUAUUAGCAGACCAGUCGUGGUUUCAAUGCUAAUUUAAAAAAGUGUUCUUCUCUUAGGUCAAUCUCAUGUGAAGUGGCCCUCGGCGAAGGCAGCAGCAUUCCCAUGGGGGAUGAACGUUGCAUGAGCUACAGCUGUGCGGUCUACCGCAAGCCUGCCGCAGGAACACCGUCCUCCAGUAGCACAGCGAGUGCAACUCUGUCUCCCAGCACGACUUCUGCUUCUUCAGUGCCUUCGAGUUCUUCGGUGCAACACCAGGAGCACCAAGCGGAGACGGUCUUGGAUGAAAUUCGUGUUGUUUCGACUUGCAAUAGUGUCCUCGAAGUUUUCCAGCUAGUUGGACAACCAGGCUCUGGCCAGCUGUCGUUUCAGCGGAUUGGCAAAGCGCUAGAACACCUUCAUGCCGACGUGAUCAACCAGGUCGCGAUGUACGAUGACCGAAUACUCGUGUCUGGCGGUGACGACUGUUAUUUGACCUUUGUGGAUCUUUGGGUGUGGGAGGACGCUGUGCGAGCGCAUUUGCUCAGAAAACAAGCGGCCGCAAAGGUUGAUGGCAACCAGGGUAGUGAGGACACCGCGAUGGAUGAAGGAGGUAGCGACGAGCAACCGGAAGAGGGUGUGCGUUUUACGAUCCACAACCAGGAAAAUGUGCGCUCUUUUUUGGCGCUCCCCAAAUACGGUGCCGUGCUUUGCGCGAGCACUAAUGAGACGCUGAACGUAUGGAGCUUCGGAAGCGACGACGCCGCUUUCGGAAACUUGUCUUUGCUAGUUUCCUUCACCGAUGAGUUUCGCAAGUGCCCCGAACUGUAUAAGCCCUACAGAUGCGACGAAAAUGGCACGCCCUACUUUGCACCCAAUGGAGCUUCCUCAGGCUCCGGAGGUGCAACAACAUCUCCCUCGUCCUCGUCCGCGAAUGGAUCAGCAGUCGAUGACGGCUUCGUAAACAGUGGUAUGGAGGUUGAAUGCAUGAGCUAUGGCUGUAUCUUAGGUAUGUUCCAGGAUAACGGAAAGAUCUACGUACUAGCAGCAAAUUGUUUGGGCGAGGUGGUCAUGUUCCACAUGAACCUGCACUUGAUGACUGUAUCCCAAGUUCUGGGUCAAACCGGGACUUAUUUCCUCGGCGACGCAACAACUGGCGAGAACCAUGGCACAGAUCAGUCCAAGAGGAGACGGCCAGACACCAACUUGAAUUCUCCAUCCACAACAGUAAUGACGUCGUCUGCUAGUGCUGUAGCAGGAGCAUCCGUAGAAGGACAACUGCAAGGUCAAAAAAGGCAUUUUGGCUUGCCUCGCUGCUUUUUGGCCUUGAAGGUGCCAGAAGGAACCGGUUCAGCAGAACAAACCCAACAACAUCAGUUCCUGAGUAUUCGCGAAUUAUGGACUGGCGACGAAAACGGAUGCCUCAUAAGGUGGCCGACAAAAGGCAAGAAGCGACAUCGCGAUGCUGCAUGAUCAGUUGGACUGGAAUCUAUUUUAUUUUUUUUAUUCGAGAGAGAAGAUGCAGAACCCACAUCAACAUUAUUGUGUCCUUCAUGAUUACUCGUUCAAAAUUCCGACUGUCUUGUUCUAUACAAAAAAUUAGAGUAAUAUCUCUGACUUUCUCAAAACUAGAGGUGAUCUCA
Amoebophrya sp. A25 is the source of this 1998-nucleotide messenger RNA. The record is from the annotation of a GenBank genome assembly. NCBI's taxonomy places the organism in Eukaryota, Dinophyceae, Syndiniales, Amoebophryaceae.